AUGGCCAAGAAGAGCUCCCUCUUCAAUACAAACCCUGUUACCGCCAAGAACUUUGCGGGCACAUCUUUCAAAUACUACCCAACGCCACGAAGCUCGGCAGAAUCCCAACCACAGAGCAUCCGCCGAGAGAGACGACGCACAGAGAAAGGUAGACGACCGGCCAUGGCAACGAGAACCGUAUUGACGACGCCGACUCGGCUCCUCAAGCUGAUCAUACCGAUGCCUUUCCACCCAAAACAGAAAACGAUCGAUCCCGAGAACGAGGCGAACGAAGACCAAUCCACGGGCACCGAGAAAGUUGAGCCGCUUGCCCUUCUUGUGCACCCACAGCAGCCUCUCUCCUACGUGGAACGACUGAUUCAAGCCGAAAUCCCACCCCUCAUUGCUGACGGGCGGGAGAAGCUUCCUGGGAUAGUGUUUCGAGCCGAGGCGGAACAGGAUAAGGACCAGGAAAAAGCAAACCGAAAUGGAGACAAUGUCGCUACUUACUCUGGCCUUGGCCACGAAGGUCCUGGUAACAAGGGCCACGUCAACUGGGUGCGGUGGAGUGGCAGCACUGAGGUGGGCGACUUUAUUCGAGACGCCGCCCGUGGCCGCGAGUUCGAGAUCGAGAUUGAAGGGUGCCCCCAGGAGCUCAGGAUCCGCGUGCCUAGCUUCAAUGAUCGAACAUACUAUAUGCGGAUGAGUCUGAGAAGGAUGUCACGCCGGGUCGACCGUAUGGCCAAGAUCAAGAACGAGUGUGAUCAGAUAGCACACAGAAGUGCUCAUCGAAUCGCCCAGGGAGGGUUUGCAGCCUUGGUAGGCUGGUGGGCAGUGGUCUACUAUGUGACCUUUCACACUGAGAUGGGCUGGGACCUAGUCGAGCCCAUUACCUACCUGGCGGGCUUGACCACCAUCAUGGGUGGAUAUCUCUGGUUUCUUUACAUAAGCCGAGACCUUAGCUACAAAGCUGCCAUGAAUAUCACGGUGUCCAGGAGGCAGCAUGCUCUGUAUCAGGAGAGAGGAUUUGACCAGCAGACCUGGGACCAAUUGAUACAGGAGGUUAACCUGCUUCGUAGGGAAGUCAGGAUCGUUGCGAGUGAGUAUGGAGUGGAGUGGGACGAGACUAAAGACUUGGGUGGCGAGGAGGUGAAGGAGGUCUUGGAGCAAGAGAAGAACAAGAAUAAGCGGAGGGACGACGACGAUGAGGACGAGGAGGGCGGACAUAACGACAAAGGUGAUAAUACCUCGGAGAAGGAAAAGUCGCCCGAAACGAAGAAGGCCGGGAAUUGA
Messenger RNA from Clonostachys byssicola, 1272 nucleotides. NCBI's taxonomy places the organism in Eukaryota, Fungi, Ascomycota, Sordariomycetes, Hypocreales, Bionectriaceae. The record is from the annotation of a GenBank genome assembly.